UUGAAACUCUGAACUUUAUCAAAAGGAUCUCUUGUGGGAAGGGGAUUUUUCACUAGAAUUGUUGUGAACACUGGCAUCAGUUGUGCGCGUGAGCGCUUGCUUCUCCGAUCGCGCACAUUAAGAGAAGGAUGCAAGUGUUGAAAAUUUCUGGAUGCGAGCCUUGCUCGUCCGACAAUAUCGUAUUUAUCUGGCUAAUUUGACGAUUUCUCGUCCGAGCUUUCUAGUGGGUUUAUAAUGUGUGAGAUUGAGCAUCAGGUGAAGAGUCGGGGAAUCACCGCAGGGAUGAUGCCAAGUUCAGCACACAAGCUCCGACUCUUGUGUUUGCACGGAUUUCGAUCAAGCGGUUGCAUCUUGCGUCAGCAGAUAGAAGAAGCGAAGUGGAUGAAAGAGAUUGGUGAUCUUGUGGAGUUGGUAAAAUCUUCGCCUUUCUUACGGCACAGGCACGUCUCGAACCUGAACCAUUCGUCACGGUGGAAGCAGAUUUUUGUCGACGCACCUUGGCUAGCCACAGGACCAUCACAUCUGGAGAAGGAUUUCAAGCCUCCGUACUAUGAGUGGUAUCAAGCAAACAAGGUGCUUCCUAGUCUCUCUGCAUAGAACCCUUCGAUCCAAACACUGACCUCUUGGGAAUCACAAAUGAAUGUAGUGCGAUGAGUCUGCUCUGUCGAGCACAAGAGAUAACUUCUCCGAAGCAGAGCCUCUGCAGGAGUUUACAGAAGCACGAGGAUUGGAUGUAGCAGUGGAAUACCUAGAAAAAACCAUCGAGGAUCAUGGUCCCAUCGACGGAUUCCUGGCAUUUUCUCAAGUAAUCGCCAGUGACUCCCAUUCCCGACCUUGGCGUAUUUGAACGUCGUGGGUUAAAUUGGUGGUGGCAAACAUGACUUAGAUCACCAUAUUCCUGGAAGUGAAAUCGACCUUACACAUCUGAGGUCUACGUCAUGCAGAAUGCUCAGUUAACGACUCAAGCUUGAGUGUCCACCAGAAACCUAAUUGUUCCAGCGUUUGCCUUGCAGGGAGCGAUUCUGGGCUGCGCAUUGAUAGGGCUUGAAGAAAUGGUACCUCAUUUUGAGGUCACUAAUAAAGCUGAUUCAGUGCAAGAAAGUUCACUUAGAAUCGACGUGCCUUUCUACUUUCAAAUUACCCAAAUUUUCAUCCUAUUCCACAGUUCCAUGAGCUCUGGCAGCAUGCUUUGAACAUGCGACGCUGCUCCUGUUCAGAAACUACCUACAAAGCAGUGUUGGUGUUGCGAGCAAGUUCUUCUGUGUUCAUCUUCUACUUCAAGUCUGUUCUACAGUUGUAUUCGCUGAGUUCAGUUAUUAGGCAUAUGAAAUGUGUAUAAUUUAAUAGCAUAUCAGAAUUGGGUACAAAGAAAACAUGGUGUAUAUGUCAAAGGAGAGAGAGAUAAAGUAUAUCAAUCUCUGUGUGUGUUGACAUAGCCUUCAAUGCCAAA
Molecule: messenger RNA, 1450 nt
Organism: Physcomitrium patens
Lineage: Eukaryota; Viridiplantae; Streptophyta; Bryopsida; Funariales; Funariaceae
Source: RefSeq, a predicted model, not a curated record